GUUCAGAAGCAGCCCCAAGGGACGCAAGGCUCAUUUUGACAGCUCGACGGGACCAGAGAGGCACUCCGGGAGGCUUGGUCCUGCCAGCGGGUCGGGGUUGCUGCUGGCUCCUCCAGGGAGGCUGAACCCGCCAGCCCCUGCAGCCGCCCUCGCCGCCGCCGCCGCCGCCGCCGCCAGGGCCCCUGCGUUAUACUGAGCGAGACGGUGCCGCUGCGACAGGGGAGGACGCGGCUGGAGCUCAAGGAGCUUCAACGCGCAGGCGCCGGAGAGCCCUUGCCUGGAAGCUCAGUCCAGGCACUAAGGCAGGAAAAAAAAAAAACCCAGCAAUUUAUAGAAAGAAGAAGCGAUAGUCUGUCGGGAUAUCCAACACCAACAGAUAUUCUGAUGGCAAAUCAAAUGGAAGAAAAGAGGAAACAUGACUGCAGCUGGAAUCCAUUCUUUUUGUGGAUUACAUUUUCUGUAAAAUGUAUGGAUAUAUCUUUCCCUUGUUCUUAUAUCUAGAUCAUGAGACUUGACUGAGACUGUCUCUUUAUCCUCCAUCUAUCUAUGGCGAACUAUAGCCAUGCAGCUGACAACAUUUUGCAAAAUCUUUCUCCUCUAACAGCCUUUCUGAAACUGACUUCCUUGGGUUUCAUAAUAGGAGUCAGCGUGGUGGGCAACCUUCUGAUCUCCAUUUUGCUAGUGAAAGAUAAGACCUUGCAUAGAGCACCUUACUACUUCCUGUUGGAUCUUUGCUGUUCAGAUAUCCUCAGAUCUGCAAUUUGUUUCCCAUUUGUAUUCAACUCUGUCAAAAAUGGCUCCACCUGGACUUACGGGACUCUGACUUGCAAAGUGAUUGCCUUUCUGGGGGUUUUGUCCUGUUUCCACACUGCUUUCAUGCUCUUCUGCAUCAGUGUCACCAGAUACUUAGCUAUCGCCCAUCACCGUUUCUAUACAAAGAGGCUGACCUUUUGGACGUGUCUGGCUGUGAUCUGCAUGGUGUGGACUCUGUCUGUGGCCAUGGCGUUCCCCCCAGUUUUAGAUGUGGGCACUUACUCAUUCAUUAGGGAGGAAGAUCAAUGCACCUUCCAACACCGCUCCUUCAGGGCUAAUGAUUCCUUAGGAUUUAUGCUGCUCCUUGCUCUCAUCCUCCUAGCUACACAGCUUGUCUACCUCAAGCUGAUAUUUUUUGUCCAUGAUCGAAGGAAAAUGAAGCCAGUCCAGUUUGUAGCAGCAGUCAGCCAGAACUGGACUUUUCAUGGCCCUGGAGCCAGUGGGCAGGCAGCUGCAAAUUGGCUAGCGGGAUUUGGAAGGGGUCCCACACCACCCACCUUGCUGGGCAUCCGGCAAAAUGCAAACACCACUGGCAGAAGAAGGCUUUUGGUCUUAGAUGAGUUCAAAAUGGAGAAAAGAAUCAGCAGAAUGUUCUAUAUAAUGACUUUUCUCUUCCUAACCUUGUGGGGCCCCUAUUUGGUGGCCUGUUAUUGGAGAGUCUUUGCAAGAGGGCCUGUCGUACCAGGGGGAUUUCUAACAGCCGCUGUCUGGAUGAGUUUUGCUCAAGCAGGAAUCAAUCCUUUUGUCUGCAUUUUUUCCAACAGGGAGCUGAGGCGCUGUUUCAGCACAACCCUUCUCUACUGCAGAAAAUCCAGGUUACCAAGGGAACCUUACUGUGUUAUAUGAAGGAGCAUCUGUAAAUCUUUAGCCUUGUGAAACACUAACCUUCUCUGCUAAGUAUUGGUGGCCUGUAGCCAUAUCGUGAGAAGAAAUUAAAAAUGGAAUCAGCAGUUAUAAGGAUUUGGGCAACAUUCUGCAGUCUUUGCAAUAGUUCACCUAUAAUCCUAUUUUAAAUCUCAGAGUGAUCCUGCUGACUGCUCAUGAAGGUUUGUAAUUAAGAAAGGACUGGACCACUGCCCUAAGUUUCUUUAUGUGGUUGAAAACUAGAUAAUGAAAGUAGCAGGUGCUAAGUAUCAGUGCUAAAUGCUGUGUAUAUCACUACAUAUGAAAAAAACAUUAAAAAAUUAGCAAUGGACAUCUUAAUAAAUUAAGUUGACAUGAGGUAAAUGUGUUGAUAACAAGUAAUUUUAGGGGUUUAAAGACUUUAAAACAUUUCAUACUCUUAUUGUUUUUGCAAAGACUAAAAUAUUUGGGGACAUAAAGUACUGUAAGCCACAAAAGAUGUGCCAUGAAUUACCGGAUUAUUACACUUUAAAAAAAAUCACCUUGUAAGUUUUGGGGAGCAUUCCAAAACAGUGUAUUGGUUCCAAUUAGUUUACUUUUUUGUAUUAAUACACUACUAUUUCUAAGUACCACUUUCCUUACCUACUAGUGAAAUUGCUAGCAUUGAACUGUAUUAUGUGGUUUUUGUUGAUUUGGUAUAAAGUUUUUCCAAUUGCUUUCUAUUUUAUGAAUGCUAGAUAUUGGUCUGGGAGGCAACAUUAAUGGUACCAACCCAUCACAAUUGAGCAACUUUAAUAAUGCAGAAUAAACACAUGUUGCCUUAAAGGGUUAUCUAGUAUCAUUCAUCUGAUUUAGCAUUGGAACAAAUAGUCAAAGGAAAUCAAAAUUGGUCAUAGAUUCCAGUAAAUUCCAGCAAAGAUUUCAGUCAUGCAUCUGGAAGUGCAUGGACGAUCAUUCAAUAUUUUUUUCUUUUUCUUCCCAUGGUUUGAAAAUGAAGGUGCACACCACUAGGAUGAUGAGAUUUUUCUUCUGAGGUGUGCUAUCCAUUCUAGUGUAUUAUGAGAAUCAGGCAGUUGAUGUAUGUUCAUAUUUUAAGUCAGCUGUCAGGGAGAGACCACAGCCUUAGUAUGACAUCCUGCACAAUUUGUGAAGCAUUUACUCUACUGAAGGCACAGUCUUGUUGAUACUUUCUGCACAUUCAGUGUAUUGGUCGUUUAAAUUAUUUCAGUUUUAACUCGUGAAAGCUUAUUCUAUGAUUUCUGGUAUUUUAGAAAUACAUUAGAGUCUGUGAGUCUCAUUCUUUAAAAUACAGAUGUGUGAAUUUCAAUAUAAAGUUGCAUUUGCCAAAAUUUAA
This is a messenger RNA of Suncus etruscus (white-toothed pygmy shrew), 3010 nucleotides long. It is a transcript of the gene GPR85, whose product is annotated as G protein-coupled receptor 85. Gene Ontology annotation, cellular component: plasma membrane. Bases 547 to 1659 code for a protein of 370 amino acids. The transcript has 2 exons. Gene Ontology annotation, biological process: G protein-coupled receptor signaling pathway. Lineage: Eukaryota; Metazoa; Chordata; Mammalia; Eulipotyphla; Soricidae. Gene Ontology annotation, molecular function: G protein-coupled receptor activity. The record is from RefSeq and is a predicted model, not a curated record.